Molecule: messenger RNA, 9856 nt
Organism: Pelobates cultripes (western spadefoot toad)
Lineage: Eukaryota; Metazoa; Chordata; Amphibia; Anura; Pelobatidae
Source: the annotation of a GenBank genome assembly
AUGCCUACUGGUUAUCACGCACCUGGUGUGGGUUUAAAAAUGGUAAAAACAGGAAACCAAUACAUAAGAAGUACAUGCUUUAUACAAUCCAGCAAUUAUUGCGCAAGGUGACAUAUUUGGAGAGACUAGAUCUCCCCCUUCCUCUUUUAAUUUUUUUUCUCUUCUCCUCCCUUUCUAUAAUAUAAUAUGGAACACGAGUGGCUACCCCUGUCGGGCUGAAUUUGAUAGUGCCACCUAGUAUAGAGUAUCUACGGAUUGUAGCUUCAGUUCUUUGUGUGUGCAGGGUAUCUAUGUAUGGGGACAUGGAUAGUGGGGGUGGGGAAUGGGUUCACCGAUGACCCUAUGUGCUUUUAUUCUGAACGUAACCUGCUGUGCUCUUGUUUCUGUCAUUUGUUCUCGUUUUCUUUAGGUGCGAGUCUGCAACAAACAGAAAGUAUUUCAGUACAAAUCCUUGGCACUGAAUAGCAGCAAGUGCCAGGAUCUGGCCAACUUUUACCUGGGGUUCAAUGGCUGGUCCAAGAGAAUAAUUGCAGUAAGUCCUUGUUAUUUGUGAGACGAUCUCCCUGCAGACAUGAUUCAGGGCAGUAUGAAAGCCGUAGAUCAAGUCUAGAUUGAGUACUGUUGUUAUCUAUUACUAUUUAUUAAUGUAACACUCUGGACACUAUAACAACUUCAGAGUAAAGUUGUUAUGGUGCCAGGAGUUCACUGGCACCGGCUUACCUUUAGAAGUUAAACCGUUUGUGAAAGUCUUCUCUCUAAUGCUGCUCUCAGAUUCUUCAAACAGGAAGCCUCGGACUGUCGCUUUCUUAUGGGAAAGCACCGGAUUGGCUGAAAUCAUCAAAUCUGAUGAUGUCAGCAAAGGAGGCAGAUCAAGGACAGGGCCAGACACGAGGAGCCCCACACUGCACUGGAAAAAGAUGAAUAAAUCACCUUUCUAACCCUGAGGUUAGCAGGGCCAACCACCUAAACAGUUAUUUUAGACCUAUAGUGUCAGGAAUACACAUUUGUGUUCCUGACACUAUGGUGCCCCUUUAAGUUAUGUCGCCUAGAGGUUCCCUUUUAAUGCUGCUGUUUUGCAUUAAUACUAUGAAGACGUAACAUUUUUGGAAUAGAUACAAUAAUGUUGUUGUAGUCUUGAAGAUAAAUUGUGUUUAUUGCAUGUCUUAUACGUCAGCUUUAUCUAAUAAGGAUACAGGGAUUCAUUGAUACUGCAACUGAAGCGGCAGAUUUUCCCAGGAGGAAGCUGUAUAAGUUAAACGCAGAAUAGUGUAAACUCAAAAUAUGUCGCUUCUUGGAAGAAUACACUUGAAAAACUUCAAUCAUAAAAUUUGAAUGAUUAUUUAAACAUUUCGAUUAUGGACAGGUCUCUUUUACUCUAUUAUCCUGCUUGAAAUUUAGUUAUUUUCCCACCUCUUUCGCACUUUUUUUUGUUUAUUCGUAUAAGGAAGACAUUGUUUUGGGAAAGGAAGGACUUCAAGAAUUCCCUUCAAGAAUUCUCCUGCACAUGAAAACACCCUAAAGAUUUUGGAGUGUUAGUUUUUUUACAUAGUCCACCGUAGUCUAAAUCAUGAAUGCAAAUGGGUGUAUUGUAUUGGUAUUUUUUCAUUUGUUAAAACAUUAAAGGGACACUAUAAUCACCAGAACAACUUUAGCUUAAUGAAGCAGCUUUGGUGUAAAGAUCAUGUCUCUGCGGUCUUCCUCCUCAAUUCUCUAUCAUUUAGGGGUUAAAUCACAUUGUAUGUGCAGCCCUAGUCACACCUCCCUUCAUGUGACUUACACAGCCUUCCUAAAUACUUCCUGUAAAGAAUCAUCUAAUGUUUAUCCUUCCUUUAUUGCACAGUCUGUUUAAUUUAGAAUUUUAUUUAUAUCCUGCUCUGUUUAUAGCUUGCUAGCUAGACCUUGCAGGAGCCUUCUGUAUGUGAUUACACUUCAAUUGACAGAGCAGGAGCUAAAACCUUGUAAAGCAAGUUAACAUCUGAUUGAAAAUGAAACAAUUGUUUUUUUUAUGCAGGGUGUGUCAGUCACAACUAGGGGAGGUGUGGUUAGGGCUGUAUAAACAGAAAGUAAAGUGAUUUAACUCCUAAAUCGCAGAGGAUUGAACAGUGAGGCUGCAGGGGCAUGCUCCAUAUACCAAACUACUUCAUUAAGCUGAAGUUGUUUUGGUGACUACAGUGUCCAUUUAAUGACAGAUCAAUGCAAUACUUAGACAAAAACCUUGUUCCACAUCUGUACACUCUACCUUCAGCUCCAGAAUAUCUCUGGCCUCCACGAACUAGAGGAUGAGUGUGAUACACAGGAGCAGAGGAAGGUGAGAUACAUGUGUGUUUUGGAAGUGAUGCUGCCUGGCUAUGAUGUCUGCAGCAGAGGAGUGGGGGUUGCUGAAGAAGACGUGGAGAAAUCAAACGGUAUGUUUAAUUGGUAAAGUAGGCUUUGCCUUUCCUUCAUGCAGGUGACCUGCUGGCACUUAGAUAGGCUUGGCUCAGUCAGAAGCAUUGUGUUCUAUAAAAAUUGCCAUUACUUUAAAUAAAAGAGAGAAAAUAUUUUAAUCGCAUUUCUUAUUCUUCGUUCAAAGGGAAAUACUGUUGCCAUCAAAUUUUUACUAAAUGGAGACCUAAUAAAAGCAUUUUCAAUUUUAGGCCGCUGUAGCUAAAUUCUGAAACGCAUAAACUUUUCCAUAUCAUUUAUUAUGACCUAAAACUUCCAGUUCCCUGUUCAAUUCUCAAUUUAUUUAAUAGCCCUGCAUGUGAUUGACCCAUUCUCCUCUUUCCAUUUACAAGUCAUUAACUAGUCUUUCAAAAUAGAAGGUCCGGUCACUCAAAGCUUCUUAUGAGAGGCAGGAUUUAAUAUGAACAACAAGCAGUAAAUGACAAGGUUUCAGCCAACAAUAGAUGUGGACAAGUCUUAAUUUAUUGGCCAAAACUUUGCAAUUUUCAGCUUGCGGUCCCUAUAAAGGUUUGCACUUUAUGAGAACAUUUGCGUGCUCCAACCUACUAUUUCGACUAUACAGUGGCACUUGUGGACUCUCCAAACCAGUGAUCGGGGGGUGCCUAUUCUUUUUUGGUGCACUGUGGGAACAAUGAGAGUAGUUCCCCUCUUCAUUAUAUGGCAUUAAGUAGCUUUUCAUUAAAUCCUGAAAUCCUAUCUUAAAAUAUUAUGUCCUCAAAUUGCAAUUAAAUUCAUGUAAUACAUCCAUGCCAUUAGUAGCUAGUCGUGUGAUAUUAACUCUCCCUGCCAAGCCAAUCUCAUUCUAGUUACCAUGGAAAUCAUUGCUUAACACAUCUUCCAAUUAGCACUUGUUCCAUAUAAUAUGCUUUGAUUAACCUAGCAAUGAAAAUGUUUUACAUUUUUCAGAUCCAAUGGAAUUUCUCAUGAAAAGUGGUAAACUGCAGAAAUACGCUGUUCAAAAAGCACUGUCUGAUGCUUUUCAUAAAAUACUCUUAGUGAUUUUUGGUAAGAUUUAUACGUUUAGCUGAAAGAAUGCAAUAUCUGUUAUUUUUGCAGCAGGUCAGAUCUAUUAUUUGAAAAAUACGUGGAAAAUAAAAUAUUCCUUUUUAAUUUUUAUGUUCCUAUUAGUCUGAUACGUGACCACAUUUCCCAUUCAAUCUUUACUGUUAUCUUGGUUUUGGGAAAGGUAGAGGUUUAACAUCUAAAUAAUAAAUCAUGCAUAUAUUGUAAUGCAGCCUAGAUUGUACAUCUGUUGUGCUUUGGUGAAGGAUAAAUAUUAUUUUUACGAAGUGAGAUGGAACUGCAUUUUUGUGAUCUCACUCUGGAUUUUUCUUCUAAUGGGAGAAACUGCUAUUUGGAAUUGACAUACCUAAAUAUUUUGCUAAAAAGGUCAAUUGAAAUGUACAGAUCGAAAAAAGAUAGAGAUACGGGACACGGGUAAGUGGGGAUGCGGGCACAGACUGGAAAGCACACCUACAGUCAAAGUGCUUUCGACUUGAGAAUUCCCAUGUCUGUUACAACUGUAUUCUCCAUCCAUACUUUUUUGUGUGUAGGACCAACUUUACAGUUUGAUAAGUGACUGUACCCUAUUAGAGGAAUGAAGCCAUAGAAUUGAACGUUUCCCAUUCCUCUAAUAACUACUAAUUCACUCUUUGACCUUCUUCCUUGGAAGCCCAUAGGGUAUGUCACUCCCAUCUAGCCAGGGUUAGAGGGACACCAUAGGCACCUCAACCACUACUGCUUGAUGAAGUGGUUCUGAGGCACAGAGCCUGUCCCUGCAGGCUGAGCAGUGUAAACACUGCCUUUUCCGAGAAAAAGCAGUGUUUACUUUCCUGCGUAACGCCACCUCUAGUGGCAGUAACUCAGACAGCAACUGGAGGGACGUCCUGGGUUUGGCUCUGCAUUGAGACACUGAGCACUCCCUAUAGCGAUGCAUUUCGAUGAGGAGAUGCUGAUUGCACUGCACUGUAACUUUCCAUGCAUGCACACUAGCCUCCCAGUGCUUUCCUACGGAGUGACGCGCCAGGGGAAAUAAAGUAGGUUUAAUAUCAUUGUGGAGAAGUGGAUAUCUAAAUAGUUAUUGCAACACUAUAGCGUUAGGAAUACAUUUGUAUUCCUAACGCCAUAGUGUUCCUUUUAAACAUCUGCAUUAAAAGUCGACGCAGAGUUAUUACCAUUACCUGGGCGUCCAGAUAUCAGUUUUACCUGUUCUGUGUCCUUUCUUGGUGACAUCAGUUAUUUUUAAACAAGUAGAUUAUAAAUGUGAACCUUGAUGUUGCAGAGCACUGGGCUGAUUGUCUGUAAGUCAGUUUAAAGAGUGGGAUGCAAAUUAUUUUUUUUCUCAGAGAGUGGAAAAGUGGCGGUGGAGCACGUGGCUUCCAGCAAUGAUCCUGUAGACUGUUUAACAGAAGAUGAGCUCCAGGGACUGAUCCAGGUAAUUUAAAUGAUGUUACGCCUUGUGCAUCAAUUUCUCAUACUCCGUAUGAGGGUCUGACUUAUCUAAACCUUAUUGCUUUAAAUGGUUUUUCCACACACUGUGACCAGUUCUGCUUUUUGAAAUGUCUUUAAACCCCUUUAAGGACCUAGUACGUCCGCGGCAAAUAUAUUAGUUACCCGAUCGCUGCCGUUUCCCCGCCGGCGAUCAGUGUUGCUCCUGCCUGACAGUCCCCCCUCUGCAAAUUAGGUCCCCGUAGGCCAUGUGAUCGCUCUGAAAGAGUGGUCACAUGGCCGCAAUAGGUGUCUUUGCAUCUGCCUGCAGGGGGACUGCCCGGGCUGUCAGGCAGUCUCCCUGCUGCUGAAAAGUAAUGUUUUAAUUUUUUUAAAUAAAAAAAUAAAUAAAAAAUAUGUGUGUGUGUAUAUGUAUGUGUAUAUAUAUUAUUUUAAUAUAAAAAUACUUAUUAUUUAUAUGUGUGUAAUUAAAUUAUAAGUAAAUAAAAUGUAAAUUAUAAAAAAAUUAUAUUAUGUAAUUUUAUUCUAACUGUAUUUUGAUAUAUAUAUAUCUAUAUCAAAAGACACUUAGAAUUAAAAUAUAUAUAUAUAUAUAUAUAUAUAUAUAUAUAUAUAUAAAUGAAUACAAAUAAUUUGAUAUAUAUACAUAAUUACAUAAAUAAUUUCAUAAAUAUACACGUAGACUGUGCAUAUUUAUGUAAUAUUUUUACAUAAUUAAGUAACUUUAUUGAUUGCAAUUUACCUGCCUGACCAGGGCCGGACUGGGAAAAAAAUUAGGCCCGGGCAUUUUUCAAUUAGAGCAGCCCCCCAAGGAGGGGGCAGGGCCAGAGAGGGUGUGUUUUGUCAUCACUAAUGACAAGUACGCCCCUUCUGAAAGUGAGCAUGUUGGUUCAAUGCACAGAGUCCCGCUGAAGAGCUCUAGCAUUAGAAAAAGGCCCUGUAUUUGUUCUGCGCAGCGCAAGCAAAUGUAAUAACAUGCUUGCGCUGUGUUUGCUUUUAAAUUGUCUCUGGUGUCUCCACAAGUGGGAUACCAGAGGACAAAAGGGCCAGGAAAGUGUAUGGUGCAUGUGUUUGGCGCAUGCUUGUGAGAUUGCCUGUGUGUAGAGUGUGGUGUGGUAUUGUGUAAAUAGGUGUAAUAUGUGUGGUGUAAUAUGUGUGGCUAGGGGCUGUAGAGAGUGCUUGUAUAGGGGCAUAGUGUUAUAGGGGAUGCAGCGAGUGUGUGCAUACGGGCAGUAGUGUGUGUGUAUAGGUGACGUAGUGUGUGUAGGGGUUGUAGAGAGGGUGUGUUUAGAGAAUGUUGUAUGUAUUUGCUUACAAGGAAUGUAGUGUGUGUGUAGGUGGUGCAGUGUGUGUGUAAGAGAUCUAGUGUGUAAAGGACCCAGAGUGUGUAUAGAAGUGUGUGUGUGUGUGUGUAGAGGAUUAAGAGUGCAUAUAGGGUAAGGGAUCUAGCGUGUAUCUGGAGCGUAAUGUGUGUAGUGGUGCACUGUGAGGGGCGCUGUAGUGUGUGUGUGUAUGUAUAUAUAUAUAUAUAUAUAUAUAUAUAUAAUAUAUAUAUAUAUAUUUGGACGUAUUGUAUGUGUGAGGUGCGCAGUGUGUUUGUGUAAGACGAGUGCUGUGUGUAAGGGUGUUUUUAUCUGCCGUCACAUUCUGGGUUUCUAAUUUUAUUUGUCUGUUAAGGGUUAUUUUAUAUAAUAUAUAUGUGCUGUAUAUGUGUGGGAGUGAGGGUGCUGUCUGUCUGAGGGUGGUGUGUGCGUCUGGGUGUGCUGUGUGUGUCUGUGGGUGCGCUGUGUGUGUCUGUGGGGUGCUGUGUGUGUCUGUGGGGUGCUGUGUGUGUGUCUGGGGGUGCGCUGUGUGUGUGUGUCUGGGGGUGCGCUGUGUGUGUGUGUCUGUGGGGUGCGCUGUGUGUGUCUGUGGGGGAGUGUUGUGUGUCUGUGAGGGGGCUGUGUGUGUCUGUGUCUGGGGGUGCUGUGUGUGUCUGUGGGGUGCUGUGUGUGUGUCUGUGGGGUGCUGUGUGUGUGUCUGUGGGUGCUGUGUGUGUCUGGGGGGGCUGUUAGGGAAAUUAUUUUAAAUAAUAGUAACCGCGGCAACGCUCAGAAUCCCGCGAGAGGACCCGGCGGAGCUGCUUGUUAGAGCUCUGUCGGUCCUCUCUCCUGCCUCCCUCCCUCCCCAGCCGGCGGCCGCAUCUCCCUGUCUGUGUGCUGGUGAGGGAGACCGGCCCACAGCAGGGCCGGCGCUCGGAUAGCGCUGGCCCUACAGCGGCCGGCCGGGGAGAUCCCCUGCCGGCCUCUGCCCCACGGCCAUCGCGGCCCACCGGGCAUUUGCCCGGUAUGCCCGAUGGCCAGUCCGGGCCUGUGCCUGACAACCCAGGCUGAAAGUCCACAGAAUUUAAUUUGCUAGCACUGUAUUUAACCCUGUAACUUCUUAUGACACCCUAAAACCUGUACAUGGGGGUUUUACUCGGGAGACUUUGCUGAACACAAAUAUUAGUGUUUCAAAACCGUAAAACAUAUCACAGCGAUGAUAUUGUCAGUGAAAGUUAUGUUUUUUUGCAUUUUUCACACACAAACAGCACUUUCACUGAUGAUAUCAUUGUUGUGAUACAUUGUACUGUUUUGAAACACUAGUAUCUGUGUUCAGCGAAGUCUCCCGAGUAUAACAGUACCCCCUAUGUACAGGUUUUAUUGUGUUUUUGAAAGUUACAGGGUCAAAUAUAAGGCUCUAUUUUCCAUUUUUUUCACAUUGAAAUUUGCCAGAUUGGUUAUGUUACCUUUGAGAGUGUAUGGUAGCCCAGGAAUGAGAAUUACCCCCAUGAUGGCAUACCAUUUGCAAAAGAAGACAACCCAAGGUAUUACAAAUGGGGCAUGUUCAGUCUUGUUUAGUAGCUACUUAGUCACAAACACUGGCCAAAAUUAGCAUUCAUAAUAGGGUUUUUUUGCAUUUUUUAACACACCAACAAAUAUAAAUGCUAACUUUGGCCAAUGUUUGUGACUAAGUGGCUACUAAAAAAGACUGGACGCCGGGAGGGAAAUAGGGACACCAUACGCACACACACACACACACACACACACACACACCCCCAACGUAAACCCUUCUCCCUACACAACGGCCACGGGAUCAUGGAACCCGGAAUGGCAAUGGGGCGCCCGCUGGGCCAUCAAACCUCCAGGAGACUGAAGCCGCUAGGACAAAAGGAACACAAGAGCCGGAAAACUCCACCUCACCCUGACCCAACCACGAGAGGGACCUAAACCCCCCCUCCCCCUCCCCUUUAUUUUUUUUUUCUUCUAUCUCCGCUAUCCCUAUCCUUAAUUCUCUUACUCCUCUUUUCUCUUCACUAUCUCUUCGUUCCUGGACUCUCAAGUCUAAGAAACGGAAGUGGGCCGAUAGAAAACAUAUUUGAAAACAAUACCUCUCCUGGAAACUGUUAAUUGUUAAUGGUAAAUUAAUAAAGUUAAGUAUACAGAAUGAAAAAACCUGAAGUCGUCAGUACGUAAGUAACCUCUCAGUUGCAAAGCAACACAACAAUGUAAAACAGAAAAUAUAUGUACUUACUUUACUGCUGCACGUAUUGCGUAUUUGUUUUUACAAAAUGUACAAUGUACCACACCGACUUACCAAAAAAAAAGAAUAAAAAGAAGAAAAAAAAAGACUGGACAUACCCCAUAUUGAAUACCCUGGGUUGUCUACAUAAAAAAAAAAAAAAUAUGUACAUGUGAGGUGUGAUUCAGAGAUUUGACAGUUAACAGUGUUACAAUGUCACUAUCGAUACAAUAUAUCUUUUGAAACAGCAAUGUACUUGUACUUACAGCCCUAUAACUUGCAAAAAAAAAAAAAAGGUAAGAACAUGUUAACAUUAGGUAUUUCUAAACUUAGGACAAAAUUUAGAAACUACCGGUAUUUAGCAUGGGUGUUUAUUGGCGGUUGUAGAUUCGUAACAGAUUUUGGGGGUAAAAGUUUAGAAAAAGCUUUUUUUUUAUUUUAAAUGUGUUCAUCUUAUUAUAUAAUUUUGUUAGAGUAAAUUAUAUGAUAUAAUGCAAAUAAUGGUAGCCUUAGAAAGACCAUUUAAUGGUGAGGAAAACUGUAUAUAAUAUGUGCUGGUACAGUAAAUGAGUAAGAGGAAAAUUACAGCUAAACACAAACCCCGCAGAAAUGUAAAAACAGCCCUGGUCCUUAACGGUAAGGAAAUUGAAAAACAGUCUGGUCACUAAAGGGUUGAUAAAAUUGUAAAAAUUACAAACUGCAUUACAAACUGCAUAACGUAGGCAAAUCAACUUCCACCUCCAAUGAUUCCUAUAUAGUUUUCAAACAAGUCAAAAUCAAUGUUGACUCAAAAUACCAAAAAACCUCUCAUGAUGCCUUCUCAUGGAAAUCAACAAGACUUCAUUGCUUCCCAUUCACACCAGGAACAGUUUGAGCCAUAGAGGGAUUUUGGAAAUGUAAUAUUAUUCAAUAUGUCAGCCCAUUAACAGGUUUAGCUAACCGGCAUAAGAUGACUAUACAACAGUUUGUUGUCUGGCAAAGUCAUAAGCAGAGUGUUCGCUGAGACUGAUGCAACAGAAAAAAAUGUGAUGCUUCCCCUUUAAACUAUCUCUUAAUUUCUUUGUAAUAUUGUGGUCAUGCUUCAAUAUUGAAUGUUUUAUUCCCUGCGAGCCAACACCUAACUGGACUAAUAGUGCAAUCUAAAUCUUUAUUCUUAAUAAAACACUUUGAUAGUAUUGCUCUUAUUAUUGCUUCUAAUCCCCUCUUUUCUUACAGAUAAACGACUUCACAUGGACCCAAAUAAAUAAAGACGGAGAGGAGGAAAGCUUGUCCGAACUCACUUUUUACGAGGAGACUAUGGCAGAUGACAUGUGACGUCUGAGACGUGUUUUGUAAAAUAUUGAUCUACUGUUUUGGUUCUCUAAAUAAAUAAGUUAUACAAUGUAUCUUUACAAUUUUUUAUAUUAAAUAUCUUGAGUCAAAC